Molecule: messenger RNA, 1016 nt
Organism: Toxoplasma gondii ME49
Lineage: Eukaryota; Apicomplexa; Conoidasida; Eucoccidiorida; Sarcocystidae
Product: YbaK/proline-tRNA ligase associated domain-containing protein
Exons: 3
Coding region: 1-789 (262 amino acids)
Molecular function (GO): aminoacyl-tRNA deacylase activity
Source: RefSeq, a predicted model, not a curated record
AUGGAAAAACUGAAUGGGCGGCCGGAGACAGCAGCGCCUGUCUCCUCUCCUUCUCAAAAUGGAGAGAAAGGAGGGACUCCCUCAACUGGUGCCUCACAGCUUCCUUCUUCUUGCUCUCCUUCUUCUUCUUCUCCCUCUUCGUGUUCUCCUUCCUCUUGUUCUCCUUCUUCUCCCUCUUGUUCAUCUUCAUCUUGCUCGGAGCCUAUGGAGGAGAGAAUGCGCGCUUUUUUGGAAAGACACAGCGUGAGCGACUACGCUCUCGUUCGAGUCGGUCCGGACUACUACGACAUCAGUCUCCAGGAGAGAGCGAAUCUGCUGAAAAUCCCAUCGACGCUCCACCUCUGCAAAACUGUAGUCAUGGAGAAUACGCGACAUACUGGAGUUAACGAUAAGCUGAACAGCAAAUACUAUUUAAUUGUUGUCCAAUACCAAAGAAAGGUCAACGGCGAACGGGUGAAGGAUCUCGUCAAGAGCCUGAAUGCCGAACGCGGACUGAAGCUGGGGAACAAGAAGUUGAACUUUAACUUUUGCAAAACCAGCGAAGAGCUCACGGGAUUUGUCUACAACGCAGUGACACCGUUUGCGGCCAAGACAGACGUUCCCGUGAUCGUCGAUUCUGCGCUCCUGGCGCUCGACCCACCGCUCGUCUGGCUCGGAGGCGGAGAAGUCGAUUUGAAACUCAGAGUCUCCGUGGCGGAUCUUCUCCGCGUUUUCGAGCCGCUCGUCGGAUCGGUCUGUUUCGAGGCAGAAGCGCCCACGAUCGGAGAAGAAGCGGAGGAACAGGAGUAGCCGGAACCGUCAGACAAAGCGAGGAUGUCGCGACGUCUUCUGCCGGCUUCUGCACAAACCGAGAGAGAGACGCCGCAGCUCGUGAGGUCGCUCUUUCUCGCUCCUUUCCUCGCCCACUCGACGGCCGGUGUCCUCGUUUUUGGAAAGUCUGUUCGCGCAAGAGCAGAGUGAAAAAAGGAACGCGACCCUCUUCUCUUUUCCUUUUUGCCGCGCUGUGGAGGUGCCUU